This is a messenger RNA of Haliotis rubra (blacklip abalone), 1563 nucleotides long. RefSeq lists its product as uncharacterized. Lineage: Eukaryota; Metazoa; Mollusca; Gastropoda; Lepetellida; Haliotidae. The record is from RefSeq and is a predicted model, not a curated record. The transcript has 3 exons. Bases 1 to 1563 code for a protein of 520 amino acids.
AUGGUAGCCAACUGGCUGUCUGAUCAAGUCUCACAUGAGCCGGUGUUGUUGAGCCAAUCCACUCAUCAAACGAUAGCGUUCCACACUUCCAUUUUAUCCUCAACUACCUGUCCUCUACUUCAAAACCCUUCAUCAUCACCUACCUGUCCUCUACUUCACUUCCCUUCAUCAUCAACUACCUGUCCUCUACUUCACUUCCCUUCAUCAUCAACUACCUGUCCUCUACAUCACUUCCCUUCAUCAUCAACUACCUGUCUCUUCCUACUUCCCUUCAUCUCACUACCCCUCAUAAUCAUCAACUACCUGUCCUCUACUUCACUUCCCUUCAUCAUCAACUACCUGUCCUCUACUUCACUUCCCUUCAUCAUCAACUACCUGUCCUCUACUUCACUUCCCUUCAUCAUCAACUACCUGUCCUCUACUUCACUUCCCUUCAUCAUCUAUACAUCAACCACCUUGUCCUCUACUUUCACCUCACUUCCCUUCAUCAUCACCUGUCCUCUACUUCACUCAUCAACCUGUCCUCUCACUUCCUUCUCAUCAUCAACUACCUGUCCUCUUCACCUCCUUCAUCAUCAUCCACCUGUCCCUCUACUUCACUACCUCAUCAACUACCUGUCCUUCUCACCUCUUCCCUUCAUCAUCAACUACCUGUCCUCUACUUCACUUCCCUUCAUCAUCAACUACCUGUCCUCUACUUCACUUCCCUUCAUCAUCAACUACCUGUCCUCUACCUCACUUCCCUUCAUCAUCAACUACCUGUCCUCUACUUCACUUCCCUUCAUCAUCAACUACCUGUCCUCUACUUCACUUCCCUUCAUCAUCAACUACCUGUCCUCUACUUCACUUCCCAUCAUCAACCACCUGUCUUCACUUCCUUCAUCAUCAACUACACUGUCCUCUACUUCACUUCCCUUCAUCAUCAACUACCUGUUGUCCUCUUCACUUCACUUCAUCAUCAUCAACUACCUGUCCUCUACUUCACUUCCCUUCAUCAUCAACUACCUGUCCUCUACUUCACUUCCCUUCAUCAUCAUGUCCUCUACUUCACUUCACCUGUCCUCUACUUCACUUCCUUCAUCAUCAACUACCUGUCCUUCUCAUCUUCACUUCCCUUCAUCAUCAACUACCUGUCCUCUACUUCACUUCCCUUCAUCAUCAACUACCUGUCCUCUACUUCACUUCCCUUCAUCAUCAACUACCUGUCCUCUACUUCACUUCCCUUCAUCAUCAACUACCUGUCCUCUACUUCACUUCCCUUCAUCAUCAACUACCUGUCCUCUACUUCACUUCCCUUUCAUCAUCAACUUCUGUCCCUCUACCUCACUUCCUUCUAUCAUCAAUCUACCUGUCCUCUUCACUUCACUUCAUCAUCAGAGGUUCAUUCAUGAAGCAACUCCUGUCCUCUACCUACUUCCACUUCUCAUCAUCAACUUGUCCAUUUUCACCACUUCCCUGUCAGACAUCAACUACCUGUCAUCAUCCAUUCACCCCUUUAACUACCCGUCUCCACAUCAGCUUACCUUCAUCAACUACCUGUCCUUCAAUAUCAAUGACUCAUGA